This is a messenger RNA of Chara braunii, 946 nucleotides long. The record is from the annotation of a GenBank genome assembly. NCBI's taxonomy places the organism in Eukaryota, Viridiplantae, Streptophyta, Charophyceae, Charales, Characeae.
UCGUACGAAGAGCCUGACGAUCCACGAGAAGAGGAAGAGGGGACCUAAGGUGGGGUUUGAAGAUAGCCCACCUAUGACGACCCCUGCCAAGCGGACUCCGCGGCGAACUGAGUCGAAGAAGAAGCUUGCCAUUACUCCGGGACGUGUUACCCGUUCUAAGGCGAAGUUGAAGACAAAACUCUCACCAUAUGUUGAGAAGUUCGAGAAGAUUCUGGAACAGCCGAGCUCUGUCCAGAAGCUACGAUACCGUAACCAGGAGAUGGAAGAUCUGCGCUCACUGGAUGCGUUGGAACUACAAGGGAUCUGUAAGGACGAGCAUGUUGCCUAUAACGACAAAAUCGAUGCAAUUUUCGAUAUUGCGAGUCACCGUACGCGUGUGGACUUUGGCGAAGUCAAUCCGAUUGAUGUGUCGAGGGCUACCGAGCUAUUGGACGAGGAAUCGUUGAACGAGAUAUGGCGGAUUAUUGAGUUUGUGACGGACUACCGAGGUAAGCUAGAACAUAUCGACCGCGAUGCUGAGGAAGUGCUGAGGCUGUGCAUCCUGGUACUGAGCUGCCGGAGGGAGAUUAAGUGGAAUGAUGAGAACUUUGGUUUGAUCUCCCUUGAUGACGUUGUCAAAGUGAAGGAGUGCGAGGGGUUUGUUCUCACACCCAUGGAUCGAAACAUGCGGAAAACAUUGGUUAUGUGCCCAGGGAUGUACCAUAAGGCAAUGAUGGAAGCGUUUGUGUCGAGUCCUGGUUACCGGGUUGUCCAAGAUGAGGAGGGUGUGGUACUUGCGAGAGUGAGAUCUGAACGCAUUAACACGAAAGUUGAGCGAGGAAAACACGGGAAGGUAGAGGCGGCAUCUUAUGACAUCAAGGAGAUGUUCAGCCGUCUACCGCAUGAUGAGAUCCUUGAUGUUGUGGCUUAGAUCGUUGACCAUUACCGGGGAAAAGGCAAAACAUUA